This is a messenger RNA of Phytomonas sp. Hart1, 1032 nucleotides long. The record is from the annotation of a GenBank genome assembly. Lineage: Eukaryota; Euglenozoa; Kinetoplastea; Trypanosomatida; Trypanosomatidae.
AUGCACCCAUUCUACUUCUACUUCUCAACUCUCAAUCGAAGGGAUUAUCCCGACCUCACCAAGGAUGAGCACGACCUUUGGAGACCCGGCCUCGUUCUUGCCAAGCAUUAUGGCAUCAGUGGGAUUCGUGUUGUUGUGCCGAUGAGCGGUACAAUAUCGCUGGUCUAUUUUUACCUUUACCAUAUUCGGCGCCUGCCACUGGUGAGGCGUCCACUAGCGAGGCUGGGGGACUAUUUUUACCCCAGUGUGGCCUACAGCACCCCACUCGGGCUGCUGGGGGGGCUCGUGUACGGGGCAAUGCGAGAGAACCCCGGGCUACAGGACGACGCCGUGGCGCGUACGCUGCGGGAGGAGCGCCAUGCCGUUGAGGCAUCCCUGCGGUAUUACGAGACCCGGCGGUCACGUGCGGCGGCGCGGGUGGGGGUAUCCCUGCCGUGGUUUGUGCGGCUUCUGGGUUUCCUUCGUCUUACGAGGGACCCCGUGGACGCGCGGCUGCGGCGAAUGGGCCUGCCGAGAAAGGUCUGGCAGGAUUUGGUUGAACCGAACAGUCUGCUAUGGGUUUCCAUACACUAUAGUAAGGUAGAUGAUGCGCGGUGGUAUCGUCCCUUAGCGCCGGCUGACGACCCGUGUGGUGAAUCGAAGAUGGUGGUAUCGCUCCAACAGGGCCAUCCGAACAACGGGGCGAUAUCUUUCUCAGAUCAGGUAGUUCUUGACAAGAUCGAUCACAAUGCUCAGAGUUCAGAGUACUCUUUUAUCGCUUCAGUUUCAUCUCCACCAGCCAAUCCCUAUUUUAGCAAACCGCAAACAGACGCUCUGGUUAGCAGGGUGAUGCAGUUACAGGGCUCUCCGGAGGAGGUCCGAUGGACCCGUACCAGUGGUCGUUUCUCGUUUUAUGGCAUGAUAGCAAUGCUUGUUCUGUUAAAGAAUGGGAACAUGCUGUACCGUACGAGUAUAGGCUUAGGCUUUGGAAUGGUCCUAGGGACUGCGAUUUCGGCUACGCGAUUAGACGAUGUAUUUACACAUUUGCGAUGA